CCCAACUGGAACUAUGAAGAAAAAAUAUUAACUUUGAAAGCUGAGUGAUAAAGGCUGAAGAUGUAACUGCAAUCUCUCUCUCUCUCUCUCUCUCUCAUUAUAUCAGGCAGAUGGAUCUUUGGGUCUGGUGUUAGAAAUCAAGCCUAAUAAAAACACCCUUCUGCUAUUUCCAAAGCAGUUGCAGUGCGGCAGAAAUACUGCAGUGCCUCAGGCUUCUGCACUACCUUUAAACAAAACUUUGCAGGCUUUUUCUGUCAGAACCUCUGCCAAAAGCCUUAAAAAAACAAUCUCCACACCCAACAAACCCAACAUAUUAAUCUCACCCAGUAAACCACUAAAUCACCACAACAGAAAAACAGACCAAGCUUGAACCCCACCCCAUCUCUCUCUCUCUCUCUCUGUCUUUCUCUCUCUAGAUGGACUUCCACCUUGAGCAAUGGAGAACCCAGCAGCAUGAGUCAGAGGAACAACAUUCUGCAAAGAUACCAAAACUUGACCUUGAUCCGCUUCAAAACGCAGAGCUUCCAUCUGCUGCUGGGUAUGCUCUCCCUCUGUUUGUUCCUGAACCCAACACCAAAAUCCUGUCAGCAGCAUUUUCUGAAUCCUCACCUGCCACUUCCAGAUUUCCCAAAAUGGGAAGCUAUUUCAGCUUGUCACAGUGGCAGGAGCUGGAGCUGCAGGCUUUGAUAUUCAGGUACAUGGUGGCCGGUGCGGCUGUUCCUCCGGAGCUUCUUCAGCCAAUCAAGAAAAGCCUCCUCCAUUCUGCUCCUUAUUUCCUCCACCACCCUCUCCAACAGUUCCCUCACUUUCAACCUGCUCUGUUGCAAUCAGGUUAUUGGGGAAGAGCUGCCAUGGAUCCGGAGCCAACGAGGUGCAGGAGGACAGAUGGGAAGAAAUGGCGGUGCUCGAGAGAUGUGGUGGCGGGUCAGAAGUACUGUGAACGCCAUGUGCACCGUGGCAGAAACCGUUCAAGAAAGCCUGUGGAAGUUGCCACCACAACCACCGCCGCCACCACCACCGCUGGUGGCGGAGGGAGUGGCACUAGUCUUAAUAAUGUUACCACCAUCACCAAUACAUCGGCUAGCGGGACCCAUUUUGCUCUUUCUGGGUCUUCAUCGUCCCCAUCGAUUGAUCUUCUUCAUCUCAACCAAAGUUCUUCAGAGGCCAAACCUGAGAACAGGAGCCUCUUUGAGCCCCGCGGUGAGGUCUCGGCGAGUGCAAAAUCCGACAGCCAUGUGUUGAGGCCCUUUUUUGAUGACUGGCCAGGGAAGCUUCAAGAACUCGACAAUGCAAGAAGCAAUGCUAGCUCAAUGAACUCGGCCACCAGCCUCUCCAUUUCGAUACGUGGAACUACCUCAUCGGAUGUGUCGUUGAAAUUGUCCACUGGCAAUGGGGUCGAGCCAGGCCACCAGGACAGCCAUGCCGAGCGUGGGCAGCCACAGUUGAAUUGGCCAGCCGGGUGGGCAACAAACCAAAUGGCUUCCAUGGGAGGACCACUUGCAGAGGCCCUGCGGUCCUCUUCCAACUCCAAUUCGUCGCCAACCAGCGUCUUACAUCGGUUGCCCCGCGGCCCUGCCUCCGAAGCUAGCUUCAUCAGCACUUGAAUUAUCAUCCGUAUCGGACAGUUCCGGCAAGCUUCUUAUAGUUGCUUGUGUAAAUCGCUCUCGUUAUUUUACUUUAGUGGACGAGUUCUGUGCAUGUUUUAACCAAAACAAAUUUAUCACUCA
Messenger RNA from Pyrus x bretschneideri (Chinese white pear), 1727 nucleotides. RefSeq names its product growth-regulating factor 3. Lineage: Eukaryota; Viridiplantae; Streptophyta; Magnoliopsida; Rosales; Rosaceae. The record is from RefSeq and is a predicted model, not a curated record. Gene Ontology annotation, molecular function: ATP binding. The transcript has 5 exons. Gene Ontology annotation, cellular component: nucleus. Gene Ontology annotation, biological process: DNA-templated transcription; regulation of DNA-templated transcription; developmental process. Bases 417 to 1604 code for a protein of 395 amino acids.